AGCCGCACAUCACCACCAUUCCCCUUUGCCUCUUUCCGGAUCGACACAGUACGGCAAUUAUCUUCUACCUCGAGGAGCACGCCUGAAUUCGCAUGGAAGCGAUUACCUGCUUCUCUUCUUGCGGACCUCACACUCCACUUGUUCACUUCUCCAGGUCGCAGCCGCGAUCUUCCUGUUCCUUGGAGCACCUCACUUCCAGACGCUUCAAUUUGUACGUCAGACACCUCAAUUCCAGAAUUGGACGCCCUAAAAUGGCUGCUCCUCUUCAAGUUUUUGCAUCUUCGACCACUGGUGCUUCCGAGGAGAGAUUGGGGACUUCCACGUCUGGUCUGAUUGGAGCGCAUGAUUUGCUUAUAAUCGGUCCAGGAGUUCUUGGCCGGUUAGUGGCGCAGAAAUGGCGGGAGGAACAUCCGGGAUGUGAAGUUCAUGGGCAGACUGUCACAGUGGAUCACCAUGACGAGUUGAUCCAAUUAGGGAUUCAACCCUCUUUGAAGGGAGGCGAUGCGGCUCGUCGUUUUCCUUAUGUGAUUUUCUGCGCUCCUCCCUCCCGAACAGCGGACUAUCCCGGUGAAGUCAGACUGGCUACAUCAAGUUGGAAUGGUGAGGGUUCCUUUCUUUUUACUUCAAGUUCCGCACCAUAUGAUUGCAAUGACAAUGGACCAUGUGAUGAGGACAGUCCAGUCGUACCAAUCGGGAGGAGCCCUAGGACCGAUGUCCUCCUGAAAUCAGAAAAGGUAGUAAUCGAGGUUGGUGGUUGCGUUCUUCGAUUGGCUGGACUCUACAAAGCAGAUAGAGGGGCACAUUCUUAUUGGUUAGAGAAGGGGACAGUUGAUCUGCGUCCUGAUCAUAUCCUGAAUCUUAUUCAUUAUGAGGAUGCUGCUUCUCUCUCCGUGGCUAUUCUUAAGAAAAAACUUCGUGGACGGAUUUUCUUAGGUUGUGAUAAUCAUCCUUUGUCCAGGCAAGAAAUCAUGGACCUGAUGAUGAAGAGUGGGAAGUUCAGUAAAAAGUUCGAAGGCUUUACUGGAACCAAGGAUCCUUUAGGAAAGAGAUUGAACAACUCGAAGACUCGAGCAGAAAUAGGCUGGGAGCCAAAGUACCCGAGUUUUGGUCAGUUCCUUGAAACCAUUUAAAUCAAAUGCUGCUUCUGCUUGUGCCUCGAUUGACAGGUGAGUUACAAAAAACUAGCUUUAAGAAUUCAAUAGAUCUGGUUUUGGAAGUCAACACAUCCUUGAGCUUUUGCAUUUUUUUGAUCUCUGUUAUUUUGUUUCGAAUUGGAAAAUGGAUCGGUACAUUCGUAAAUUCGAGUCGAUUGAAGCAUAUCACGACUGUGUUUAAACAUUUGAGUAGUGAAUACAGAGUAUUUGUAGAGAAUUGAUCAUUGAACAACAUACUUUCUGGUGGAUAAAGCUCAAAGUGAAGGUCUUUUGUUA
Messenger RNA from Cucurbita moschata (crookneck pumpkin), 1430 nucleotides. RefSeq lists its product as uncharacterized. Bases 93 to 1130 code for a protein of 345 amino acids. The record is from RefSeq and is a predicted model, not a curated record. The transcript has 8 exons. Lineage: Eukaryota; Viridiplantae; Streptophyta; Magnoliopsida; Cucurbitales; Cucurbitaceae.